AUGAGCGGUUUGGCGCAACCGGCCGUGCCAGGAGCUGGCGGAUCGAAGGCUCGCGUGCUCUAUUCCCGCCAGAAAUUGUUACCCGCCAAGAAGGCAGGUGCCCCCCUCCCCAUCGAUUUUACAAUCGACGCUAAUGUUGUAGAUUUGCAGGCAGUAUCUCGGCCCCGCACAAUGCUCCCUAUGAAGGGUUCGCUACCCUGCCUGCUCUCCCUAAUACGAUCCCUCCCUCAAAUUAACCCUCCAAUCGACAGCAAAAGACGUUCAUUAGAUUUUUUAUUUCCAUUCCGAAAAUCAUACGGGAAAUUGACGUGUGUGGAUAACUGGUGCAAGCACGGAAAGCCAAAAGCUUGCUCGAGGCGAGAACAAUCCAGAAGAAGGUGGAUAUACGAACUGGAAGAAAAAGUGGCUGGCCGGAGUCUUCAGGGCGGAAAUUGGCUUAACCAUGACGUGGAAGAUCUGGAGUUCAGCACUCACGUAAAAAAGAUAAUACUCGAUGAAACACCCAUAAAAUGA
This is a messenger RNA of Nezara viridula (southern green stink bug), 513 nucleotides long. Lineage: Eukaryota; Metazoa; Arthropoda; Insecta; Hemiptera; Pentatomidae. The record is from the annotation of a GenBank genome assembly.